GAAGGUCAGUGUCUGAUGGGACCAAAUCCUUUGAAGCUUCAGACGUCUCUCAGCUGUGAAGCCAGAAGCAGCUGAUCGAGUCAAGGGCUUGGAUGCAUUCGUAUCAUCCUCAUGGUUUUACUGAGGAAUAUUUUUUGACGUUGGAAUUCUGAUCAACGGAACAACAUGACACUUUUGGGCUCUGAACACUCACUGUUGAUUCGGAGUAAAUUCAGAUCAGUUUUACAGUUACGGCUUCAGCAAAGAAGGACUCAAGAGCAUCUGGUGGACCAAGGCAUCAUGCCCCCCCUGAAGAACCCAGCUGCAUUCCACGAGCAGAGGAAAAACUUGGAUCGAGCCAAGCCUGAAGACUGUUUAAAGCACAAGAUAAGAAACAGACCGGAGAAGUGUGGACUGAUUAACAUGCAUAUCUUUCAGGAUUCAGCUGCAGAGGGCUCGGCUCAGGCUGCCCAAAUGAAGCUAAAAAGAGCUCGCCUUGCUGAUGACCUGAAUGAAAGAAUUUCACUCAGACCAGGUCCACUUGAGCUGGUGGAGAAGAACAUUAUUCCUCUUGAGUCCAGUGCCAAAGAGGCCAUGAAAGGUAACCAAGUACACUUUCCAAAACCCGUGGAUGCCUUUGCCUUUGAGGAAGACAGCAGUAAUGAUGGCUUAUCCCCGGAACAGGAGCACCGUAAAGAACUGCAAGUUCAUGCAUCUAAAUCUCCACAAGAAGUCAAGAACCUGGAAGCCACUAAUUCUCCCCAAUCCCGUCUGGCCCAGAACCAGACUCCAGAGAAUGAAAAAGAUCUUCAGGAUAUGAACUCACCUCCAAGUCACUCGUGUUCUAUGCACUCGGAAGGUCAGCUGUCCCCGUCCGUUCCACUCACGGGAGCCGCAGUCAAGUCUAAAUCCUCAGCAGAUUGUAAGAACAGACACAAGAAACCAAAAGAUAUCAAACCAAAGGUGAAAAAACUGAAAUAUCACCAAUACAUUCCUCCGGACCAAAAAGCGGAAAAAUCUCCGCCUCCAAUGGACACCGCUUAUGCCAGACUACUACAACAACAGCAACUAUUCCUCCAGCUUCAGAUUCUCAGCCAACAACAGCAGCAGCAUUUUAAUUACCCAAACAUGCACCACUCUCAACUCAAGCAGCAGAAUGAUCAAAUGGUUCGGAAUUCCAACCAACCUAAUAUCAACAGCCCAUCUUUGUCUCCGGUGAAGACCACGUUUCCUGGACAACCAAAUGUAUCCUCCAUGAAACCAGGUCUGCUGCCUUCCAAUCUCGAUGACCUGAAGGUAUCUGAACUGAGGCAACAGCUUCGAAUACGAGGACUACCUGUGUCUGGUACGAAAAUGUCACUUAUGGAGCGGUUGCGACCUUUUCAGGACUGUGGAGGGAAUGCAGUACCAAACUUUGGUGAAAUAACAACUGUCACCUUCCCAGUGACACCAAAUAAUGCACUUUCAAACUACCAGACUCAUCCCUCCGCAGGAGUGUUAUCCAAUAGUUUCUACCAGUUUGGUAGUACCAGUUCCACUCCUCCAAUAUCCCCAGCAUCAUCCGACCUCUCUGUAAGCGGAUCUCUGCCUGACACCUUCAGUGAUGGACCAAUGUCUUCUCCUCAGUUUGGUCUCCACCCAUCCCCUAUCCAUCUGAGUGCUGAGGAAAGUCUAAUGAGCAGCAUGAACAGUGGCAGCUACCAAGCAGAACUGGAAGGAAUUGAUGCAGAGAAAGAUAAAAUGCUAGUAGAGAAACAGAAGGUCAUUAAUGAGCUGACAUGGAAGCUUCAACAAGAACAAAGACAGGUGGAAGAAUUACGGCUGCAACUACAAAAAAGGAAAGGAAGCGGUGCUCCUCAAGACAAGCAAAUUCCAUCUCAACAUUUUUUUGGGGUGCCCAUUAAACAAGAAAAUGUAUCUAGCUGUCCAUUUGCCUCAAAGCAAAUGGCUUUGAAAGCACAAACAUCCAACCAAAGUGAGAAAUUGGGUCCAUGUGGUUCACAACCAAUGUCCUGCAUGGUUAAUAAUCACUGUAUGGAGACAUCUGUUCAAAACUCCAUGUCUUCCACAUUUUUGAGUCCACAGUGUUCUCCGCAACAUUCACCUCUUGGAACUACUAACAGUCCACAGCAUAUAAGCUUGCCGCCAUCUCCUAAUAACCACUACCUACUGUCCGUGUCUCCGAGCACACAUGGAGAUGGAGGCACUGUUUCACCACAUGUAAACAAUCGAGUUCACCCAACACAGAGUGCUGUGAACACAGUCUGCUUUUCUCCAAACAAGACUAAUCUUCAGUCAUCGUUCAUCGACCAAUCGGAAAGCAAGCAGAGUAAUAAAGAUGGCGUCUCUUCCAAGAGUCCAAUUAUGCAGCGAAAGAUGACUGUUUUACAACCAUCUCCCCAGACAGGGCAAAAGCUUUCAGUUCCAUGCCCGAAUUUCUCUAACGCAGCCCCAGCUGUCAUAAAGCAACCACCCUCCUAUGAGGAUGCAGUCAGACAGCAAACAACAAGAAGCCAGCAAAUGGAUGAACUCCUUGAUGUCCUCAUUGAAAGUGGAGAAAUGCCAGCUAAUGCCAAAGAGGAGCGACCAUGUGCACAGCAGAAGCUCCACCAGCUUAAUGUGUCAACUGGAAACUCAAAUCCACAAACGCCCAGUGCUCACCUUCCUUACGACAAUGGUCCAAACAGUGACAGUCACCUUGAAGUCUUAUUAAAUUCCCACAGCCCCGUUGGGAGAUCCACUGAAAUGCGUCUUCUUAAACUUGGAAAUGGGGAGCCUUCCUUCGAUGUAGUGAUAGAUGCAUAUCCAGGAAAAGCGACAGAGGAGAUUCUCCCUUCCAGAGAAAUUUUAGACACAUCCCUUUCUCCAAUGGAGACCCAACUGUCUUCGUCUUCUGCAGAAAGUGCCGCCCUCCAUCACUUGAGUUUCACUGAGUCUCCUUGGGAGACCAUGGAGUGGUUGGAUUUAACACCUCCAAGCUCUGCUUCAGGCUUGGGCACGCUCAGCACUACUGGUCCUAGUAUCUUCAACACAGAUUUCUUGGAUGACACAGAUCUCAACCUAACUUCUGCCAUGGACCUGCAUUUAGAACAGUGGUAAUGGACAGCAAAAAAAAAAAAAAAAUACUUAAUAAGACAAUUAAAAAAAUAAAACUUUAUCAGUGAAUGAUAUGUAUUAAGAUUAAGCCACAACAACCUUUAGUGACUAAUGAUGGUUCAUUUAGUACAUGCACCAGCUUUGUUGACUAAUGUCUGUAUUGGUUAAUCUAUGCAGAAGCCAGCCCGAUCCUGCUACAAAAGCCCUAUGUGAAACCUGCUGGAACAAACAGAACUAUCUAAAAGCUUGUAUAUUACGUCCAUCAGCAGAUGUUUUUGGAACAGAACCAGUGCAAUUAUCAAAUGUCUGCACUGAGCUUUUUAGAUGAAAAUCUGUUUUCACUUGAAUAUGUCCCUGCCCCGACAAUUGAAAGCUGUACUUUUUACAAUCAUGGCUUCCCACUAAUUGAAAGUAAUUCUACAGACCAAAGACCGUCCUGGAACACUGUUUAUAAACUCUGUUCUACUGCCAAUUUUAUAAACUUUGAAAACUUUUUCUUCUUUCUACGUGAUUGGACAAUCAUUCUUUAUCAUUCUGAAGAGGAUAAGGGGAAAAAAAACAUGUGGGUCUUCCAUGUACCAACAAAUACUGCUAAUUAUUCCAGAAGACAUCGCGAUGAAUUCUUUCUGCAUUGGUAAACCUGUUUUUUAGGAAAAUGUAUAGGCCUGACACCAUGCAAGCUGUACACUCACAAAGAUCACAUUUUUACAAGCACAGAAAAGGGAAACCACCACAUUUUGAGAAGGGUUCGUGUGUACAUGUUUUGCAAACUAAAAAUAACGUUCAAGGAUUUUAAGAAAACAUAAAAGAAAGUUCUAUCCAGUCCGUCUUAAAAUGAUUAGCAAGUUCAUAUUGUAGGGCAGUGGUGUCAAAGCUUGGCCUAUAGUUUAAGAAAAUU
Molecule: messenger RNA, 3973 nt
Organism: Pelobates fuscus (common spadefoot toad)
Lineage: Eukaryota; Metazoa; Chordata; Amphibia; Anura; Pelobatidae
Gene: MYOCD
Product: myocardin
Exons: 14
Coding region: 166-3078 (970 amino acids)
Biological process (GO): smooth muscle cell differentiation; positive regulation of transcription by RNA polymerase II; cardiac muscle cell differentiation
Cellular component (GO): nucleus
Molecular function (GO): transcription coactivator activity
Source: RefSeq, a predicted model, not a curated record